This is a messenger RNA of Protomyces lactucae-debilis, 1968 nucleotides long. RefSeq lists its product as uncharacterized. NCBI's taxonomy places the organism in Eukaryota, Fungi, Ascomycota, Taphrinomycetes, Taphrinales, Protomycetaceae. Gene Ontology annotation, biological process: rRNA processing. The record is from RefSeq and is a predicted model, not a curated record. The transcript has 2 exons. The coding region runs from base 1 to 1968 and encodes 655 amino acids. Gene Ontology annotation, molecular function: RNA binding. Gene Ontology annotation, cellular component: nucleus.
AUGUCGCAGAGAGUCACAGACCCGAGGUUCGCAUCCGUACACAAUGAUCCGCGCUUCGUUCGGCCAAAAAAGAAGGACCGCAAAGUCGCCGUGGACAAGCGAUUCAGCGCUAUGCUUCAAGAUAAAGACUUUAGUGCCAAUGCAAAAGUCGAUCGAUAUGGCCGAAAGCUGAGUAAAAACAAGGGUGCCGCUGAGAUACAAAAGACUUAUGCGUUGGAAGCUGAAGAAGGCGCACAGGAAGCAGCAGGCGCGGAAGCGUCUUCAGAGAGCAGUGAGGUGGACUCCAAAUCAGAAGGAAGCAGCAGCAGCAUGUUGGUACAAGAGACACCUGCGGCGCCGAUCAAAUAUGACCCUGCGAGAGGCGAAGGUGUGUCAUCUUCCGAGGAAGACUCUGAUGUGCCGGACGAUGCUCCUCUAGAUGACCGGGAUCUCGUGGAUCCCGAACCAGCCAGAGAGGCCAUUCCCAGAGGCGACGUGACUUCACGCUUUGCACUCGUCAAUCUAGAUUGGGACAACUUGCAAGCCGAGGACUUGUUUGUUGCUAUGAACUCCUUCAAGCCAGCAACAGGUACCGUUCGCAGCGUCACCAUCUUUUCCUCCGAGUUUGGCAAGGAACGCAUGUCGCGAGAGGAUACGGCUGGACCACCUGCCACCAUCUUCAAGCACGACGAGGAGGAAGAUCUCGACAAGCCCAUCAAUGCGAAGAGCAUCAUCAAAGAAUCACUCGGUGAAGAGUUUGAUAUGGUCAAGUUGAGGCAGUAUCAGCUGGAUCGGCUGCGCUACUACUAUGCCAUUGUCGAGUGUGACUCGGCAGCCACUGCUAAACAUAUCUAUGAUGCGUGCGACGGCGCAGAGUAUGAAGCCUCUGCCAACUUUUUCGACUUGCGCUUCGUCCCUGAUGGAGAGGUCUUUUCAGAUGAGCCAAAGGACCAAUGCACAAAGCUACCUGACUUGUACGAACCCAAUGCCUUUGUUACGGAUGCUUUGCAGCAUUCAAAAGUGAAGCUGACCUGGGAUGAUGAUGAUCCAAAAAAGGCUCAGUUUGCAAAACGAGCAUUCAGUAAAGCUGAAGUGGAUGAUAUGGAACUGAAGGCGUACCUUGCCUCAAGCAGCUCUUCAGAGGGAGAGGGCGAAACGGCUGCCAUGCUCAAGGACAAGUGGCGAAAAUUGCUCAAAAGUACACGCAGCGAUAGUGACGCCAGCGACGAGGACAAGCCAUCAGGUGAUAUGGAGAUCACCUUUUCUGCUGGUCUUGCUGCAGACCAGCCGGCUGCGGAAGAGGACCCUGAGAAUGAGACGACGCUGGAGAAGUACAAGCGUAAAGACCAAGAACGACGCGAACGACGACGCAAGACAAAGGGCGUUGUUGAGGCGGAUGCACAGCCUGACCUGGGCUUUGAUGAUCCAUUCUUCAAUGAGACUACCACAAAGACCAAAAAGAAGCGCGAAAAGCCUGUUGUGGAUGAGGAGAAAGAUCGCAAAGAAAAGGCAGAACUCGCACUUCUCAUGAUGGACGACGAGAACGCCGUUGCCGCCUCAGGGAAGAAGAGUGCAGAUCACUUUGACAUGAAAGCUAUUGUUCGCGCCGAGAAGCGUGCUGGUCUCUCUCGCGCUCAACAAAAGAAGCUGAGCAAAUUCGGUAAGGGCAAGACGACAGAGGUGGACAAGGAAGGUUUGCAAGAUGGCUUUGAGAUUGACUUGAAGGAUGAUCGAUUCUCGGCAGUGUUUGACGGUGAGAACCAUCACUUUGCGCUCGACCCAACGAGUUCGCAGUUCAAGCGGACAAAAACCAUGGAUAAGGUUGUGCAGGAGCGCCGGAAGCGUGGUGGCAAGAAACAUGCUGAACAAUCUGCUGGAGCUGAACAAGUGCCUCCUGCCAAGGAUGCAAGCAAAAAGAAGAGAAAGAAGCAGGGCGACGAUAAUGUCGAGGACCUCGUCCGGCGUGUCAAGAGCAAAACCAACAAAUAG